This is a messenger RNA of Erigeron canadensis, 3292 nucleotides long. Its product is annotated as receptor-like protein kinase 5. Gene Ontology annotation, molecular function: receptor serine/threonine kinase binding; protein kinase activity; ATP binding. The record is from RefSeq and is a predicted model, not a curated record. The transcript is spliced from 2 exons. Gene Ontology annotation, biological process: protein phosphorylation. Bases 125 to 3133 code for a protein of 1002 amino acids. Lineage: Eukaryota; Viridiplantae; Streptophyta; Magnoliopsida; Asterales; Asteraceae.
AAUUAAUAUACUACUAUUUUGAUAUGAUUCCAUCCAUACUUGUGCAGAUUCGUUAGAACUCACUCUCCUUAUGUCCAUACCAUAAUCAAAAAACCACCAAUUUUUGGCACCAUAAUCAACCAAUAUGUCAAUACUACCACCAUCCCUUCUCAUCCUCCUAUCCCUCCUAUGUUAUCAUGCAACUUCACAACCAAUUGCCAAUAACAUCCAAAAUGACCAAAAUACUCUUCUAAAGAUUAAAAGCUUUUGGUCCAACCCAACCAUCCUCAACCAUUGGAACCAAUCUUCCAACCCUUGUAGCUGGCCGGAGAUCACGUGUACCACCAACACGAUUACUAGGAUCAAAAUAGAAAACACAGAUAUCACUGGACCCGUUCCGCCUUUCAUUUGUGAUAUUAAAAACUUGACCCAUAUUGAUUUAAAUUACAAUUACAUCACAGGAGAGUUUCCAACAUCUCUCUAUAACUGCAAAAAACUUGAAUACCUUGAUUUGUCUCAAAACUUGUUAGUGGGACGAAUCCCUGAUGAUAUAUCACAGUUAUUGCCUGAGAUACGGGACCUCAGGCUCUUUGGUAAUAACUUCACUGGUGACAUUCCAGUGGCGAUUUCAAGAUUAUCAAAGCUUUCAUCACUUCAACUGCAUCAAUGUCUAUUUAAUGGAAGUUAUCCAGAGGAAAUCGGAAAUUUAAACGACCUUGAAGUGCUAAAUUUGGGUUUUAAUGACUUUACACCAUCAAGACUUCCCGAGAGUUUUACUCGGUUGAAAAAGCUUCGAACUUUCCACAUGACGGAAGCCAACUUAAUAGGAGAAAUACCCGGAAACUUAUCUGGCUUGGUGGCUAUUGAGCUGCUAGAUUUGUCUGCUAAUCAUCUUGUUGGAUCAAUACCGAGUGAUCUGUUCUUGUUAAAGAAUUUAACAGAAGUUUAUCUUUACUACAACAAUCUAACAGGUGGAAUUCCUGACUCUAUUGAAGCAACAAAAUUGCAAGUCAUUGAUCUCUCUGCAAACAAGUUAACUGGAAAAAUCCCCGAAGGAUUUGGGAAUCUUGAGAGUUUGUCUAACUUGACGCUCAUGCUGAAUCAGUUAUCCGGUGAAGUUCCUGUUGGUAUCGGCCGCCUGCCUAGCUUAAUUGACAUUCGAAUUUUUGAGAAUAACCUAUCGGGUCCACUGCCACCUGAUUUUGGAAGGUACUCUGACCUGAAAUUAUUUGAAGUAUUCCAAAAUAAGUUCACAGGAAACUUACCAGAGAAUCUGUGUUACAAUGGGAAGCUCAAAGGCUUGAUUGCUUACCAGAAUAGUCUUUCAGGUGAGAUACCGAAUUCACUUGGAAGUUGUAACAGCUUGAUGAAUAUUCAGGUUUAUGGGAACCAGUUUUCAGGAGAUAUCCCUGAUGGAUUGUGGAAGGUUUCAAAAUUAGAAACAAUGCUGAUUAAUGAUAACUCAUUUUCCGGAGAACUACCACAGGAAUUGGCGCCGAAGUUAUCAACACUUGAUAUAAGUAAUAACAGAUUUUCAGGUCAAAUUCCUACCAGGAUAUCCUCUUGGACAAGUCUAAGGAUUUUCAGAGCAAGUCAUAAUCGACUAGAUGGCGUAAUUCCAAGAAAUAUAACAGCACUUCCAGUUUUAGACACCUUGUUGCUGGAUGGGAACCAACUCUCAGGCGAAAUUCCGACAAGUAUUGUUUCCUGGAGUUCACUUAAUACCUUAAAUCUCAGUAGAAACAAGCUAACUGGCCAGAUUCCAGCUGGUCUCGGGUUCUUAGAACGUCUUACAGUGCUGGAUUUGUCAAGAAACAAUCUUUCGGGUCAGAUACCAAGUCAGCUCGGUAGACGGCUCGUUGUGCUUGAUCUUUCAGCCAAUGAUCUCAGUGGAAGCAUCCCGAGUCAGCUCGAUAAUGGUGCUUUUGAUAGAAGUUUUCUGGAUAAUCCUCGUCUUUGUUCAAAUAACCCAUCAUUAGGCCUCAAUUCUUGCAUUUCCAGGACCAAAUCCGGAUCAUCUAGCAAGAUUUCAGCUAAAAAUGUGAUGAUUAUUGCGGUUAUAGCAGCAAUACUGUUCCUUUUGGCAGUACUAAUGACAGGAUAUGUCAUUGUUCUCUACCGCAGAAGGAAGUAUAAUUUGGAUUCAAAAUGGAAAUUCACUUCAUUCCAGAAACUGACUUUCACAGAAUCCACGAUUUUGCCUCGUUUGACGGAGAGCAACGUCAUUGGGCAUGGUGGUUCAGGAAAGGUGUAUCGGAUUCCAGUGAACCGAUUGGGCGAUUUUGUUGCGGUAAAGAAGAUUUCAACUAAAAUAGACUUAGAACAAAGGCUUGAAAAAGAGUUCUUAGCAGAAGUAGAGAUUCUAAGCACGAUCCGUCACUCAAACAUAGUCAAAUUAAUGGGAUGCAUUUCACGUGACAACUCAAAGCUUCUUGUGUACGAGUACUUAGAGAACCGAAGUUUGGACCGUUGGUUGCACCGAAAGCAGGCUCAAUCAAACCGUGGGUUGACUGGUUCUAUUCGCCAUGUGGUGCUUGAUUGGCCUACAAGGUUACAGAUAGCACUUGGAGCAGCCAGAGGUUUGUCUUAUAUGCACCAUGAUUGUAUUCCGGCUGUGGUCCAUCGAGAUGUGAAGUCAAGCAACGUGCUUUUAGAUGGUGAUUUCAAUGCUAAGAUUGCUGAUUUUGGGUUAGCCAGGAUCUUAGCCAAGGACAGUGAGCUAAACACAAUGUCAACUGUGGCUGGUUCAUUCGGAUACAUGGCUCCAGAAUAUGCUCAUACGACUAAAGUGGACAACAAGAUUGAUGUGUAUAGCUUUGGAGUGAUCUUGUUAGAAUUGACAACAGGAAAAGAGGCCAGCAAUGGCAGUGAGCAUUCAUCACUGGCCGAAUGGGCUUGGCAAGAAGCCCUAAGUGGUGCAUCAAUAUCAGCUGCUUUAGAUGAUGAAGUGAAUGAGCCCAAGUACUUGAACACCAUGAGCGGUGUAUUUAAACUUGGGCUAUGGUGUACAAGUAGAUUGCCAACCAACAGACCCUCCAUGAAGGAAGUAUGCCAGACGCUGCUACGUUGCAGCCUAGCAAUGGAAGAAAAAAUGGAGAAGAAUGGAAGUGAUGUACUUGAUCAUCUUCCCCUCCUCAAGCUUGAAAAUGUCUAAGUAUGUUACUUUAUGACUGCACAUAAGUGUGGCUCAUAUGUAAUACUGUAAUACUAAAUAGCUGGCUGACCUUCGGGGUCUAUUAGUAUACACACGCAUACCUUUCAUACGAGUUUUUUGUAGCUUAAAGUUUAGCAAAUAUAAUCUUGAAUUAUAGUA